Molecule: messenger RNA, 1335 nt
Organism: Hyalella azteca
Lineage: Eukaryota; Metazoa; Arthropoda; Malacostraca; Amphipoda; Hyalellidae
Product: carboxypeptidase B
Biological process (GO): proteolysis
Molecular function (GO): metallocarboxypeptidase activity; zinc ion binding
Source: RefSeq, a predicted model, not a curated record
UUUACCACGUUUUACUGAUAUAUAUAAUAUUGAAUUACGAAAUCCAUUUGCAUGAUAGAAUCAUGCUUAACCCUUGCAGAGCUCCUGCUAGACUUAAUGUAGCUCCUUCAGCCAUUUUGUCAGCCAUGUUGCUCGCGAUGUUACCAGCCAUACCGUCAGCCAUCUCAUCAACCAUACCAAGAGUGACGCGAUCAUCUGGUCCAACAGCCAGGCGAUCAGCCAUUCUACCCGCCAUGUUGAAUAUUGUUCUGACAGCAAUUUUGAUUUCGAGUGCAAAAACCACCGCGCAAAGUAUUGCUAUCACGAGGGAGAACGAUGCGGUCUCUUAUCACGGAUACAAACUUUACCGGGCCAGCGUAUUUCCAGGCCAGCUGCCGAUCGUUGACUCGCUGGACGGCGCCGAUGGCGUCGAGAUCUGGAAUUGGUUGUACAAACCCGAUAAUUUUACGUAUGAGAUGGACGUGCUCUCCGCCCCUGAGAGGGACAAACAGGUCAAGGAGGUUUUCGAUGACGUACAGCUUAAAUAUGAUGUCGUUAUUGACGACCUGCAGAAAGAGAUUGAGACUGAAAACGUCAACGAGGGCUUCCUUCUCGACAACAGGAAUGGGCACCCCAUGUCGUGGGAGUCCUAUCACAGUUUUGAAGACAUGGAAACCUACAUGUACUACUUAGAACAGACGUAUCCAGACUACGUAACGGUCCUAAACAUCGGUUCAUCUUUCGAAGGCCGAGAUUUGCUUGUCGUCAAAGUUUCCACCUCAGAUUCUGGCAACACCUCUCGGCCCGCCAUCUGGGUCGACGGAGGCAUGCACGCGAGAGAAUGGGUGUCUCCGGCGGUAGUAAGCUACCUACUGCAGCGUCUGGUGGAGAUACCAGACAACUAUACCAGUAUUGUGGACGCCUUCGAUUGGUACAUCAUGCCCAUGGUCAACCCUGAUGGGUACGAGUACUCUCGCACGCACGACAGACUGUGGCGCAAGACUCGCUCAAAGCAUCACGACAGUCCAUGCUUCGGUGCCGACCUCAACAGGAAUUUCGGCUACAUGUGGAACUCAGGAGGUUCAUCGGGUGACCCCUGCAGCGACAUCUUCAGGGGCGUGAAGCCCUUCUCGGAGCCUGAAUCCCGCGCCCUUAGAGAUUUCCUGCUUCUGCACCGUGACCAGCUGAAGGUGUACGUGUCGAUCCACGCCUACAAGCAGCUGUGGAUGUACCCGUGGGGAUAUCAUCACGGCAGGAUGGCUGACCUGCUCUACGUCAUCUCAGGCUCCUCUAAUGACUACGCUCACGGCCACCUCGGCAUCCCGUACUCCUUCGCCCUCGAGCUUAGGGAUCGAG